Molecule: messenger RNA, 852 nt
Organism: Musa acuminata subsp. malaccensis (wild Malaysian banana)
Lineage: Eukaryota; Viridiplantae; Streptophyta; Magnoliopsida; Zingiberales; Musaceae
Source: RefSeq, a predicted model, not a curated record
AACAUUGUCUCACAGCAACAAAGACCAUGUUUAUUAUCGUUCACUUGGGAGAGGUACUGUUAGCUCUAGUUCCCAUGUUGUCGACAUGAGAAGGUCUUCUUCCCCGCAUCAACCCAUCAAACUCGGAUCACCUUUCUAUCCCAAAGUCUGACGCCACGAAUCAUCAAAAGGAUCACUUCUCUGGUGGCUACUUCCCUGUUUUCUUCAAAUCCCAGCAUGGAUUCACCUUCAAGAUCCCACCUCUUUGGUGAUUCAACUCACAAAACCUUGUCGGGAUUCCUCCUGUUCCUGUCCCUGGCCCCAUCAUUUGCAGAGACCCAGAUUUCCGACGAGCUGACCGCCUACCAGAUGCUGGAGAAGUAUGAUUUCCCCAAAGGGAUCCUCCCACAGGGCGCGCAGAGCUACGUCCUGAACCGAGACGGGAGCUUUGAGGUGUAUCUCAGCGGCGACUGCGAGUUCGAGGUCACCGGGGGCUACUUGUUGCAAUACAAGAGAAGAAUCACCGGCACGGUGGGCAUGGGGUCGUUGACCAACUUGCGAGGCGUCCGGGUGAAGGUCCUCCUUCUGUGGUUCGGAAUCAAUGAGGUGGUGAGGAGCGGCAACGAGCUCAAGUUCUACGUCGGCCCGCUGUCGGCGUCCUUCGGCUUGUCCAACUUCGAGGAGUGUCCUAGCUGCCGCUGCGGCUUCGACUGCGCCGACGCCAUGGUCUCUGAUUCUUAGCAUACUGGUGUUGGUGCGCAUGGAGCAUCUCGGACCUCUGUCUCUUCUCUAACUCUGGAUUCCAUGGAUGUGUGGGGAUGAUGGUUUAAUCUCUUCGACUUCGAAUAAUUGCACAUUGUGCUUCGGUUGAAA